Molecule: messenger RNA, 5752 nt
Organism: Scylla paramamosain (green mud crab)
Lineage: Eukaryota; Metazoa; Arthropoda; Malacostraca; Decapoda; Portunidae
Product: protein MTSS 2-like
Exons: 14
Coding region: 16-3162 (1048 amino acids)
Biological process (GO): plasma membrane organization; cell projection assembly
Cellular component (GO): actin cytoskeleton; cytoplasmic side of plasma membrane
Molecular function (GO): phospholipid binding; actin binding
Source: RefSeq, a predicted model, not a curated record
AAUGUUCAAAAUGUUAUGUCAGUAUUGUUGUAUGACCUCUUUUUUAUCUCUCUCUUCCUCUCUUCCCCGUCAGGAGCGACCAAGGAGGUGGGCGCCGCGCUGACCCGCAUCUGCCUACGUCACCGGGCCGUGGAGAACCGAGUCCGCACUCUUACCACCGCCCUGGUGGAGUGUGUGGUGCUGCCGCUUCAGGAGAGAGUGGAGGAGUGGAGACGCUCGCAGCACGCCCUGGAUAAAGAUCACACCAAAGAAUAUAAGAAGGCCCGCUCAGAAAUCAAGAAGAGAGCAGAAAACGCCGCAAGACUACAGAAGAAGGCGAAGAAGGCUGGGAAGAACUCUGAACUCAACAAGGUUCUGGAGUCGACAGUGGUGGAUCUCCGGGCUCGCUUCGGGGCCCUGGAGGAGGUCGAAAGAACAGCGGUGCGCAAUGCCCUGACGGAGGAGCGGGCCCGCUACUGUGCCUUCGCCCACGCCCUCACCCCUGUCCUGGUAGAGGAGGUGGGGCUGGUGAGCGAGCUGGGCCACCUGCAGGAGGUCAUGACCCAGCUGGAGAAGCACUCGGCAGACCCCCACACCCUGCCCCCAGCCAGUGAACAGGUGCUCCUGGACAUCAAGGGCGGCGAGGCUCAGUGGUCCUGGCAGACACCACCCUCAUCCCCAUCCUCCCUGGGCUCCCGCAAGUCGUCCAUGUGUUCCAUCUCCUCCCUCAACUCCUCCUCCUCCUCCUCCACUCACUCCCCCUCACACCACACCCGCCCACGCUCAGUCAGCCAGGGCACGAGGCUGGUGAGUGUGUCGUCGCAGGACUCGGGCUUUACCUCCCAGGACACUCUCUGUCAACCUCCUCACACUGCUGCCCUUCAGGCUUCAGGGUUGUCAGAACACUCUGGUGGGUCUGAGGGCAGCACUCCCUCCCCCGCCACCACCAAUGCCACCUGGCCCAACCUGACUGACCCGGCUCUCCAGCACAAGCCGGCACCAACACUCAGUGACCGGCCACACACCAUCUCUUCAGCAUACGAGAAGGGCAGAGACCGUCCACCACUGACUGUGUACACGUUCCAGCCUCCCGAAGGACACAGUGGCUUGGGCUCCCCUCAGGUCUGCUCUCAGCCAUGCAGUCCUGUCUGUCUGGAGCUUGAGAGUGGUGGCAUGAGUCCCCUGAUGAGCCACACGGCCACCAUCUCCAGGCGCUCUUCCCGCACUUCCCUCCACCACAACCUGUCUUCAUCCAGCCAAGAAAGCCUCACAGCCUCAGGCAAAUCAAAGCCUCCCGUGCCAAAUCGCUGUUCAUCUCUGGAACGACCAAUUGUGCCUGAGAAGAAGCCAGUCAUUCGAAGUCACCAGCAGCAGCCGCCUCCACAGCAUCCACAGCGAGGAAUGCCACACUACAGCUCAAAUAAACUGCCUCUGUUGCCAGACUUCAACAAGGCAGCUCCUGACAUGAUUGUGCCUCAGCCAGUGUACAGCAACAUGGCAGAAAUAUGUGGCAGUGUUGGCAGUGGAAGCUACAUGCAACUUAGCAGUGGCAGUGAGGCUGUAGAGCCUGAACGACCCAGUGGUCCUCUGGCUGCAGGAAACAAGGGGCCCGUGUCUACGCCGUCGCCUGAGUCAAAAGCUUCAUCAGAGGAGUUUGAUGCAAGCAAGUACUGCACACUUCGCCGCUACUCUGACUCACAACCCCUGCAGCACUAUCAGCCAGGAAGAGUUGUCCUCCGCAGGCACCUCUCUCAGUCAGGUGUUGGCUCAAUGCCUAGUGGCACCCUGAGGAGGUCUGGCUCCCACGGCCACAAACCGCCACCACCAGUUCGGAGGACUCCUUCCAUCUCCACAAUCUCCACACCCACUCCAUCAUCGGCCGGCUCCCUCACCAACCUUAACCCAUCAUCAUCGUGCAUUAGCCUUAACAACUCGCCCACUCACCUCAAUUCCUCCAGCAGCACCCUUAGCAGUAGUAGCAGUAUAAAUGGAAAUAUAAACAGUGGUGGCAGUGGAAGUCCUAGUCAGGGAAGCAGCACCAGCAGUCCCUUGCAGCGCACAGACAGCGAGUCAAGUACACCUGUUGGCUCAUUAGAAAAUCUUCCUCCUCCACCAGCUUUCUUGUUGGAAGAUGGGGCUGAAGACACCAAUCCUCCUCCAGAUCCGGACCUCACCACUCCAGAAGGAAUAAGGUUCAUAUGUGACCCUGCUGGCCCUCCAGCACCCAUACAGGAUAAAUGUUUGCAGCAGCGUGUGAUGACUGUGAGUGACACUGUGAAGACCCUCCAGGAGAGUCACCAUCAGCCUUCCUCUCCUGUGACACACAGGCGUUCUCAGUCUUUAAGGUGCAACCAGCCUGCCUAUAAAGCAGUCCAACUCCUGGAAGAACGCAGAGUUUCCUUGGAAGAUGCCAGAGCAUCUCUUAUGACUACUUUAAAUGCCCAACUUGCCGCUCAGAUCAACCAACAACAAACCAAACAAGUACAGAAACCCUACAUGGUGAGAGAAGGAAGCCAGUCUCCCCGCAUGAGUCGGUCUCGACUGGGUUCAGUGCAAGAAGUCACAGAAACUUUGCAUCAUCCUCCAGUAAAUCAUCCUGUAGUACGUGAGAUCAAGCAGGACUUGAGUUCUGUUAAGAAGGAACCAGAGCAAGUACUGCAGCAGCACCAGCCAGUGGUCCAUCAUCAUCUGACUCAAACACCAACAAAUUCAAAUCAGGUACAUGUACAGGAGUCUCAGCAAGUGCACAUGAUUGAGGAUAAACAGAACAGUGGUACUCCUCCACAAGGCACAAUAUUGCAUAAGGAUCGUGGACAUGUGGCAUUUCUUGAUACUUUAAACAAAAAACUGGCUCAGAGACAAUCAGGUGAAUCGGCACCUUCCCCUGGAUCCCCAAAACUUAACUCAAGGAAAACCCAGUCUGUGGCAGCCCCAACAACACACCCAAAACCUCAUCCUAAUGGCAGUGCUCCUGUGGCUCUUGUGCAGCGUUCCGGGUCUGGUGCAAGUGAAAAGGCCUCAAAAGUUCGACAGUGGAUUGCAAGUAAAACAAUGAGUAGUGAAAAGAAAAGCACUGCAGAGGUUGCUGCUCUAAGGGAAUCACUUCUUGAUCAGAUCAAACGUGGAAAACAGUUAAAGAAAGCCAAGUUUGUUGCUGAUAGAUCAGCUCCUCAAGUUUCUUGACUUAAUGUGAAAUGGCUUGUUAAGAAGUUUGAAAGGCUAGAGAGUCAAAGGAAAAUGGAAGCUCUGAAUUCUGUGUGUGCACUACCCAAGAAAUCAUGCUAUUUAGCUUGACACAUAAUUAUAGUGAGACAUUUAAACAGUAAUUGUAUUUCUCUUUGACUAUAGCUCAAUAAAAUCAUAACAACUUUAAUCAUGCUUAAAGAAUGUACUUAUGUAACUUAACGUUGUAACAAAUGUCUUGUCUAUUUAUCACCAAAUUACCGUUCAUUAUUCAUAUAUAUAUGCGGGAACUCUAAUAUUGGAAAUAAAACUAACUGACUGUCAUGUAUUUUUAGUGGUGUGCUCAGGUGUUCAUUAAUACUGAGCAGUUCUGGAAGUGAUUUAAUUGAUGAAUAUGAUCUUGAUUUGCAUUUCAUAUUGCUAGCAUAUAAACUAUGCUUUGUAUUAGCUAAGGAUGGUGUAUAUAGUUUCACAUGUGGGCCACAUUCCUUGGGUAUGGGUUAGGCAUGCAUUGUAACUAAAGCUGUGAAUUCUGAUGUUUUCUCAGUACAUACUACUCAGAAAUAUAUAUAUAUAUAUAUAUAUAUAUAUAUAUAUAUAUAUAUAUAUAUAUAUAUAUAUAUAUAUAUAUAUAUAUAUAUAUAUAUAUAUAUAUAUAUAUAUAUAUAUAUAUACCUCUUUUCAAUGUCUUGCAUAAUGUUACUUGAUACUGUACUACUACACUUCUUUAUAUCUUGUUUGUGGAAAAGGAUUGUGGCAUCUUAGUUUAGACAGCAUAGCAAUGGAAAACUAUUCCAAAAUUUACAUAUUGAACAAAAUAUGCUAGUGCUGGAUAUCGAAUGUUAAAUGUUAGCCAGACUUAGUUUUUCCACUGAGUUAAAUCAGAUGCAAAAUAAGUCAAUGCUGAAUUUUUUUUAACUAAAUUAUAAAUACACAAUUACAUUUUCAUUAUUUUUUUGUAUUGAAAACGUCAAGAAAACUUGUUUAAUACUGUAGUAUGUAUGGGAUUGAGGGUAUGAUACAGUUAGGGUUGGGGUACAGAUUUGGGAUUGAAGGCAGAUACAGUUCAAUAAUCAUAUCUUGUAAAGUGGCUAUAUAUUUGAAUGCUUCCAGUUUGUUUGUGUAUGGCAAGCAAUAUUCAGUAUUCAGCAGAAGGAAAGGGUUCUGGAGUGCAAUAACUGUAGCCAAGAAGUUUAAACCUAGACCUAUUAUCUUGAUGUUUAUAUAUAUAUAUAUAUAUAUAUAUAUAUAUAUAUAUAUAUAUAUAUAUAUAUAUAUAUAUAUAUAUAUAUAUAUAUAUAUAUAUAUAUAUAUAUAUAUAUAUAUAUAUAUAUAUAUAUAUCAGCUCUUCAUGAAAUGUGAUGACUUUAUUUGGUUCUCUUGAAAAAUUUAAAGGAGUUUGUAUUGCUUAGAGGUAAUAUAUUCCAUUUUCAUGCUGUUAAUAUUAAGAAUCCUAAAAAUAGAGCCUAAAUUUAACUCUAGUCACCUUGCAGUCAAAUCUAAUAUUGAAUAGAUUUUAUGAAUGAUAAUUAGGAUAUAAAACAGCAACUUUGCAUUUGCUGUUCAUGUAUAUAUUGUAUUGGUGGACAUAUCAGGAACAACAAAUACUGAUCUUGAAUAUUCACAUCAGCAGCAGAGUUAACUAUGCUUACCAUAGAAAUGGAAUUUGGGUAUUUGUAAAAAGUAAACAGAUUAUGCUCUUCAUACAGAAGAAAAAGGAUGAAGAGAACCAUAUCAAAGACAGAUGAUGUAUAAAAUUAUUUUUUGUAAUUUUCUCCAAAGCUCCAUAGUUUCAAUUACUAUGGUUUUAGUUUAUUUGGAGGUCAAUCUGUAUUUUGUAGUGAAUCAGUCUCACAUCUUGGAGUGAUGGCUAUGGGGAGUGUGAGCCACAGCAGUUACUGACACUUAGCUCAAGAAACUGACUUGAUUUUUGAUAAUUUUUUAUGGCACACUCAUAGAAAUUUAGUUUCAUAGCAGUGUUACGGAUAGUAAUCCAUUCCAAUGUCAGGUGUAUUAGUGCCUUCUCUCAAUUGUUUAUGGAAGUCAGUUGUAGAACUUGUACAUUUUUCAUUAAUGGCAUUUUUAUUUCUGUUGAAAAUAAUACAUUGAAUUCUUUCUAGGAAGUUUGUAAUGGCAUGUAGUCUAUUAUAACAAUAACCUGUUUUUAUGUUGAAAAAAUAUCACUGGAUCACCUUUUAUAUAUAAAGAAAUUUAAGUUUUAAUAUCCUGACAUUUUCUGAGAAUGUUAUUUUUAUGAAAAUGGCUUUCAAACUUUUUUUUUCUAUUUUCAUUACAAUAGAUGUGAGGUUGAUGCAAGUACUUCUGGAAAUAGGGACAGUAAACGUGAUAUUUGAAAUAAAUAUUGCCUUAGCACAGAGCACUAUUGUGUUGUCCUUGUUGAAGAUGUUCACUCUGCAGGAACCCAUUUAAUUAUGCUCUGUAAAUUUCAGAAUGAUACUUAUACAUCUCUAUUUCAUUUUGAGCAUUGAACUUAUUUUGUGACAAUAAUUAGCUUUGAAGGAAAAGCUUAUGUGUUUAUAUAUAUACAUAUGUCUUAGGUUAUAAAUAAUGAAGUAAAACAUUAUUAUUA